Anopheles marshallii is the source of this 2895-nucleotide messenger RNA. RefSeq lists its product as uncharacterized. The transcript is spliced from 5 exons. Gene Ontology annotation, biological process: signal transduction. The coding region runs from base 1 to 2895 and encodes 964 amino acids. The record is from RefSeq and is a predicted model, not a curated record. NCBI's taxonomy places the organism in Eukaryota, Metazoa, Arthropoda, Insecta, Diptera, Culicidae.
AUGGAGCUGAAGGUAUGGGUCGAAGGAAUACAACGAAUCGUGUGCGGAGUCACGGAAGUCACCACGUGUCAGGAUGUCGUGUUUGCAUUGGCACACGCCACCGGCAAAACGGGUCGCUUUACGCUUAUCGAACGGUGGCGCAAUAACGAGCGUCUGCUGGCGCCGCAUGAGAACCCGCUCAAGAUCCUUAUGAAAUGGGGCGAAUAUUCGAGUGACGUACAGUUCAUCCUGCAGCGGUCCGAUCAGCAGCAACAGCAGAAGAAAGAUGCACAUCAGCAGCAGCAGCAGCAGCAACAUCAAACGUCACCACCAUCAACGCAGGCCCAACAACAGUCCCAACAGCAGCUACUUCGCCAGCAGCAGAAGCUAAAUCAACUCAACAACAAUCAUAUCGGUGCGAAUGGGGGUGUAACGAAUGGCAAGCAUAGCGGCCCGACGUCACCCACAAGCCCCAACACCAAUACCAGUCCCAUCAUCCCAAACGGUGUGCUUAGCACGCAUAACCAUAUCAACAACAAUAGCAACAUUAGCAGCCCCCCACACUAUGCACACCACCCGAGCAAUGGGGACGAGCAGCAGCACCAGCAUCAUACACAGCAACAUGCGCAUGCAAAGAGCAAACUUCAUCAAAACAAUCUCAAAAACAGCGCCAACAACCAACUUCAUCAGCACGCGCACCACCAACAGCAGCAUCACCAUCAGCACCAGCUCUCCUCAUCAUCCACCUCGUCCGACCAUCAGCACCGGUCGCAUCAACAUCAGCAGUCGAACGGCGUCGGUGCGUUAAUUCGAACCGGAAAUGAUCCUUCAAAUGGGUCGUCGGGAGCCGGACCGGGUGUGGCAACGGCGGCGAUGGUAAAGCAAUCGGAAUUGAACAUCUCAAGCAGCGCGGGCGGUGCCCUGGAGCGUGGCAAGGAAACGAGGAAAAGUCUCAAUUCGUCCGGAUCAAGCGGAAAGACGGAACAGCACCAUCAUCAUCCGCAGCAGCUGCACCAUCAGCAAUCUCAGAAGCAUCAAGCGCAGACGAACCAGCAGAACCAAAACGUGGGCAUCGUUCGGGGCAUGGUCCAGCACCAGCAAAAGUUUACCCACGUGCAGCGCCAUUCGCCCAGCUCGACAACGGUCGCGCUAGCGAAGGGGGGUGGCGUCACCACGACGGCGGUGUCCAGCGACCACAGCAGCAGCAGCAACAGCAGCACCAGCAGCAGCGUGAGCAGCACCGCCAGCUCGAGCUCGCACGCGUCCUCAAACAACACCAGCACGAGCAGUGGCAUCGGCGGUAGCGGGGGUAGCGGUGCCUCCGGAACCAGCGGUGGCCAUCAUCCAAGCCAUCCCGCGCCGCAGCCACCGCCGGUCGAGGCAACGUAUGCCAGCGUGAUCAAGAAGCCCAAAGCACACGCCGCCGCACCGAGCGUCAGCAAUGGGAACGCGCCCCCCGGUGGCAACAAUGUGGUCGGGGAGUUUAAUGCAGCCGAUUUGCGCAGCUCGCUGGACCGCAAGGUGAACGGGCUGGUGUUUAGCAACGGGUUGAACGAGCGCGUAACGCAACCACCGUCGACGUCUCCUGCGGGUGGCGGGGCCGGCCCGCAGCAGUCGCCCGCCGCGACCAGUAGCGUUAUCGUCGGGGCGACACUGAAGCCCGACCAUCAGCUGCUGCACCACCAUCAGCACGGCACGAUGGGACGCCACUACCACCAGGCGCAGCUGCCGAAUCUGCUCGGCGCGGACAAUCAGCAGCAUCUGGACACGAGCAGCGUCAGCAGCAUCAGCAGCUCGAGCGUCGGAGGAGGCAACAGCUCCGGCACCCAUCCGUCACUGCUGAACGGUGGCAGCUCCACGACCAACUCCCCCAUCACGGGCAUCUCCUCGAACGGGGCGCUGGUGCCACCGCCGUACCGGGACCCACCGCCACCCCGGAACAGUCCGCUCUCGCAUACGCUGACCAGCCUCAGCAGUACCGGCAGCGGCACGGGCAGCAGCUCGCAGGGAAGGCGGCAGGAGAAGGAAGGUACUCUCACCAGCACCGGUGGCUCAUCGUCGGCGUCUUCGACCGUCUCGUCGCUGGUCGUGGUGGGACCGGGCGGACCGGAAGAAAUGCUGGUAGGCGGUAGCGACAGCCUACCGCACGUGACGGGCUACCGGGAGCUGAUGCAGCUGAUCAAGUUACAGCGCGAGAAAAUCAAUACCCAGCAGGCGGACCUGUCCAAGUACGAUACGGAGAUUGUGUAUCUGGAGAACCGCAGCCGGGAGCAGACCGAUCAGCUCGAGGCGAUCGCGCAGGAGCUCAGCAAGACGGAGCAGCAGUACCGGCAGACCGGCGACCAGCUGCAGGCGUACCAGUACGUCGAGGAGGAGAGCGAGCUGGUGCGGCAGCAGGAGAAGACGCUCAAGUCGGAGCUAACGCUGCUGCGGUCCAAGCUGGCCAACUGCGAGACGGAGCUGCUGCAGUGCAAGAACAAGAUCCGGCUGCUGAUGGACGAGAUACUGGUGGAGCAGCGCAAGUAUAGCCGACAGUACGAUCCGAACCGACAGCAGCUGUUGGAGCGGGCACUAAUGUGUGAAGUUGACAGGCUGCAGGUGGAGAUCGACCUCGCGGUCCAGAGCGCGGACCAGGCGAACAAGGCGCACGACAAGCUGAAGGGCGAGGUGACGCUGCUCGAGGGUGCGAUCGCGGACAAGAAGAAGCAGGUCGAGAAGCUGGUGCACGAGAUGAAGGAGGUGAAUCUGCAGAGUUUGGCGGUGGUACCGCCCGCGGACGAGGUGCGCCACCUACUGGAAGGUGAGUCCGACUUUGGCUCGGUCAAACCUGGCAGUACUCGGCGCAUGAUUGGAUCCCCCCGGCAGCUGGAAAAUGCGGUCCCGACGAGUAAAAAUCCGCACGGUGUAUGGGUUUAG